CUGGCGACUCCAGUCGCCCCUAGGGGCCUCUGCGCUUUCGGGCCCCGCCUCUCGUCUCCAAUUGGCCCCUAACUCGUCCCGCCCCCGCAGGCAAAAUCUUCCCUUGUGGUUGGUCAGCGGUGAGUCUAUGCGAGACCUGACCCAAUGGACGCUAGAGUUCUCAGAACGUGACCCGGAAGUUGGUCCUGAGCAGGCGCCGUUGGCUGUGGACGCCUAACUCGCGCGCUGAGACUUCCGGCUGGGAGCAGAAUGCCGAGUCCUGCGUGAGUCCGCGACGAGGGCAAAACCGCAGCUCUCACGUCCUGUCUUAGGGAGGUGCUGGCGGGACGGCCUAGGGGGCCGGCGCGGCUACGCUCGGGACUGACUGGGGUCGAGGCCCCGGAGCUGGCUGCGCCGGGGCUGGAGCUGGGGUCCUCGACCGGGACUUGAAGCACCAGGCCCCCCGGCAUCUACCGACGCUGGCCAUACUUGCGCGGGGACGGGGGCGCCUUCCUAGACGGGCGCAGCUGGUUUCGGGGCCAAGGCGCUCCGGGGCUUGACGAUGGCGUCGGGCCCGGGCUCCCAGGACCGUGAAGGGCUCCUGAUAGUGAAACUGGAGGAGGACUGCGUCUGGAGUCACGAGCUGCCCCAGCCAGACCCAGGGCCCAGUCCAGAGGCCUCCCACUUGCGCUUCAGACGGUUCCGCUUCCAGGAGGCCGCUGGGCCCCGGGAAGCCCUCAGCCGGCUCCAGGAGCUUUGCCAUGGGUGGCUGCGGCCUGAGAUGCGUACUAAGGAGCAGAUCCUGGAGCUGCUGGUGUUGGAGCAGUUUCUGACCAUCUUGCCCCAGGAGAUCCAGAGCAGGGUGCAGGAGCUGCAUCCGGAGAGCGGCGAGGAAGCGGUGACCCUUGUGGAAGAUAUGCAGAGAGAGCUUGUGAGACCGAGGCAACAGGUCACAAACCAUGGGCGGGGAACAGAAGUGCUUUUGGAGGAGACUUUGCCUCUGGAAACAGCACGAGAGUCACCGAGCUUCAAGCUGGAGCCAAUGGAGACUGAGCGAAGCCCUGGCCCCAGGCUGCAAGAGCUGCUAGGCCCCAGCCCCAAAAGGGACCCCCAGGCUGUAAAGGAGAGGGCAUUGUCUGCUCCCUGGCUUUCACUCUUUCCUCCUGAAGGAAACAUGGAAGACAAGGAGAUUACUGGGCCUCAGUUGCCUGAGAGCUUAGAGGACAUGGCUAUGUACGUCUCCCAAGAGGAGUGGGGGCAUCAAGAUCCUAGUAGGAGGGCCCUCUCCAGGGACACGGUGCAGGAGCGUUUUGAGAAUGUGGACUCACUGGAGUCUCAGGUUCCUAGUCAGGAGGCCCUGAGCACCCAGGUGGAACAAGGAGGAAAGCCAUGGGAUCCCAGUGUUCAGAUUUGCAAGGAGGGCCUGAGCCCAAGAAGCCCAUCUCCAGGGGAAGAGAAAUUUGAGAACCAGGAAGAAAUUGCUGAGUCUGUUUCCUCUGAGAGUGUCCACCCUCAGGUGCUGCUGCCUGGCCAGGCCAGAGGAGAGGUGCCCUGGAGUCCUGAGCAGGGAAGGCUUCGGGACAGGGCAGAAGGGCCUUGGGAGCCUCCCCCAGAAGUUCGGAUGGAGCAGUCCUUAGUGGGGGCCACAAGUUGCAGGGAACUGGGGCGACCAAAGGAACUGCAGCUGAAGAAGCUCCAUUUAUGUCCAUUGUGUGGCAAAAAUUUCUCAAACAACUCAAACCUAAUUAGGCACCAGAGAAUACAUGUAGCAGAAAGACUGUGUAUGGGUGUGGAGUGCAGUGAAAUCUUUGGUGGGAACCCACACUUUUUAUCACUACACAGAGCACACUUGGGAGAAGAGGCCCAUAAGUGCCUCGAAUGUGGAAAGAGCUUCAGUCAGAAUACUCACCUGACUCGCCAUCAGCGCACCCACACAGGUGAGAAGCCCUAUCAAUGUAACGUAUGUGGAAAAAGCUUCUCUUGCAACUCCAAUCUGCACAGGCACCAGAGAACACACACAGGUGAAAAGCCCUACAAGUGCCCCGAGUGUGGGGAGAUCUUUGCUCACAGUUCUAACCUCCUUAGGCACCAGAGAAUUCACACAGGAGAGAAACCCUAUAAGUGUGCCGAGUGUGGGAAAAGUUUCUCUCGAAGUUCACACCUUGUCAUACAUGAAAGAACUCACGAGAAAGAGAGGCUUUACCCCUUCUCUGAGUGUGGGGAAGCAAUAAGUGACAGCACUCUCUUUCUUACAAAUCAUGGAACCCACAAGGCAGAGAAGAAACUCUUUGAAUGUUUGACUUGUGGGAAAAGCUUCCGGCAGGGCAUGCAUCUCACCAGACAUCAGAGAACGCACACAGGAGAGAAACCAUAUAAAUGUACCCUUUGUGGGGAAAACUUCUCUCAUAGAUCCAACUUAAUCAGGCACCAAAGAAUUCAUACGGGAGAAAAACCCUAUACCUGUCAUGAAUGUGGAGACAGUUUCUCUCACAGCUCAAAUCGGAUUCGUCAUCUGAGAACCCAUACCGGAGAGAGACCCUAUAAAUGUUCUGAAUGUGGAGAAAGCUUUUCUCGGAGUUCACGCCUUAUGAGUCAUCAGAGAACUCACACGGGAUAGAAACAAUGGGAUUUCUUUUUGGCCCAGAUAAGGUGGUAUAUUCAGAGGGUCCUGUUGUGAAGAGCUGGUAUUCCUUGUUCAACUGACCAAAUGAUCUGUGUUUUUAAGGUAAUUAUUAUAAAGAGUAACCAGGGGGAGGGUCACUGUGAGGGAGGUACAGAGGCAGCACAGGAUUAGCAUAAAACUAAAAAGGAAUUUUGCCUGAACUAGUGAGGAUGGCAAGUCUUUAAGGUGACCUGC
Ceratotherium simum simum (southern white rhinoceros) is the source of this 2836-nucleotide messenger RNA. It is a transcript of the gene ZNF263, whose product is annotated as zinc finger protein 263. NCBI's taxonomy places the organism in Eukaryota, Metazoa, Chordata, Mammalia, Perissodactyla, Rhinocerotidae. Gene Ontology annotation, molecular function: RNA polymerase II cis-regulatory region sequence-specific DNA binding; DNA-binding transcription factor activity, RNA polymerase II-specific. Gene Ontology annotation, biological process: regulation of transcription by RNA polymerase II. The record is from RefSeq and is a predicted model, not a curated record.